GGUGUGGCAUUCACCACGUACUGUCGUACCACUGGUCGGUGCCUAGAUUUUCUUCCAUUCUUAAAUCCCAUAAAGCUUAAAUAAACACACAAACUAUUUCCCAAUUCCACCAAUUUCCCAUUUCCUCACUCCCAAUUCCCGAUUAUGCACUCCUUCGCCGCCGCCUGGUCCGGCGUUCCCGCCGCUACCAAACCCCUUUGCUAUUCCUGCAAGUCCGCCACCGCUGUUCUCUUCUGCCGACACGACACUGCCUUCCUCUGUCUCCGCUGUGAUGCUCAAAUCCACACCCUCUCCGGCACCCGACACCCACGUGUCUGGCUUUGCGAGGUCUGUGAGCAAGCUCCGGCCACCAUCACCUGCAACGCCGACGCCGCUGCUCUCUGCACUUCCUGCGAUGCUGACAUCCACUCUGUUAAUCCCCUCGCUCGUCGCCAUGACCGCUCUGCUAUUCAACCCUUCUACGAUUCGCCUCCGUCUUCCUCUGUCGCUUCUGUCUUUAAGUUCCUUAUUCCGACUCAACACCAACACGACGCUGUUCAACCUGAUUUGAAAUCAGAGGACAUUUUCUUCUCCGAUAUGGAUUCGUUGAUUGAUUUCGAUUACCCGACUGCUGGUGAUGGUGUUGUUCCUGAACAAUCCAAUCCAGGAACGGAGUCCACUACGCCACCCACUGAUUACUCUACUAGAAAUUUAUCCGGGUUCCAGCUCUGUAGUACUCGAUCUAAACCUGAUGCCAUGAGCUACCCAUCUCAGAAUCUUAGCCAUAGUGUUUCUUCAUCUUCUUUAGACGUGGGAGUUGUGCCGGAUCGGAACACGGCCUCCGACGCGUCGUUUCCGAUGGGGCAGCUGGCGGAGAAGGCGGUUCAAUUGCGGGGGAUGGACCGGGAGGCGAGGGUGUUGAGGUACAGAGAGAAGAAGAAAAAUCGGAAAUUUGAGAAGACGAUUCGUUAUGCUUCGAGGAAAGCUUAUGCUGAAAUUCGGCCGAGGGUUAAAGGGAGGUUCGUUAAACGGAGUGAAACGAACUGUGAAAUAGAGAGAUUCUACGGCAGCGCCGGCGUGGGGUUCAUGGUAGGGGAUGGGCAAUACGGCGUUGUUCCGAGCCUUAGAGUUUGAGGAGGGAAGUGAGGCCUCUGACGGGAAUUUGAGAGAUCCUGUUUGUUGGUUUUUAUUAAACCUUCAGGGUCUAAUUUGGGAUUUAAUUCCUAUGUCAUUUUAAAUAAUUUUCGAAUAAAAUAAUUGAUUAAGUGGGUGACUGAAA
Molecule: messenger RNA, 1258 nt
Organism: Cucumis melo (muskmelon)
Lineage: Eukaryota; Viridiplantae; Streptophyta; Magnoliopsida; Cucurbitales; Cucurbitaceae
Product: zinc finger protein CONSTANS-LIKE 5-like
Exons: 2
Coding region: 145-1113 (322 amino acids)
Biological process (GO): regulation of flower development; regulation of photoperiodism, flowering
Cellular component (GO): nucleus
Molecular function (GO): zinc ion binding; protein binding
Source: RefSeq, a predicted model, not a curated record